AGUCUCACGCUCAUUGGCCGAGAAAAAUCGGUUAUUCGACGAGAUCCCGUCCCGCGAAGUCGCUCCCCGAAUGACGAGCCACUUCGGUCCAAUUAAAAUCUAACGUCGAUUUAAAUAUCAUUCUACUUUACCUUGACGUGGCAAACGACAAGGAUGACUGAUUCCAAGAACGUUACUUGCACGAAGAACACGAAAAAUCCUGACGUUCCUGAUCGGUCUUCUCUAAUCGCAUACGGGAAUAAAAGUGUAGAAUUGAGACUCAUGAAGGAUUCAAUAAAUAUGUACCGAGACAGCUUUCUGGAGAGAGAGAAGAUACUGGAAGAAGAAAAACGAAAGCUAGAGGAAUUAAAUUAUCAAGUGUGGUCACUGGAGGACUCGUUAUGCGGACAGGUAUGGCAAUUCUCGCACAAACACAAUUUUGGUGAUAUCUUUCAAUAUCAUCCAUUUGUUACGGACAAUGCGAAGCGAGGCAACUAUAAAAAUACAGAUAUGGAAAGGAGCUCCAAGCUGAUCGAUCUUACAAAUAAAAUCGAUGCUAUCAAAAAGGAAAUGAUUGCCCUUAACCAGAGAAGGAAUGUCAAACGAGAGGUGGAGAGCGCAUUAAUAAAAUUGGGGAAGUUGCAACUAAUUUCGGACGAAGUUACAGAAUUACUGAGGCUGAUAUGCCCCUCGGAAUCUUCGUGUAAAUUCGAGACGAUAUCAAUGCCGAUAUACGAUGAAAUGGUUCCUAAUCACGUAAACAAAGUCAAACGACGUAGGAAUGAUCCAGAUCGCACAAAACACGUGGAGAACGUCAGAUCGAAUCUUGUACCUAAGGACAAAUCAAUUACUUUGAGGACCGAUAAACCGCCUCUUAUGCACAGGAAAGAAUUCAUAUUUACGACUCCUACGAAUUAUCCUCAACUGUCCCUCGAGAGGAGUCUUAUAUUAACUGCGAAUACGGUGAUCAUGAACGCAUCUGCAGAAUCCUCGAGAAAUGAGAAGUUGAAAAAUUUUACUCUGAAAAAACGCAGCGAGAUUUCCAUCAGAUUUCAACAAUACCAUAAGCACAAGUAAUAAUCAGUGAUAAUUACAAAUAUAUUCGUACAAAUUCAAUGAUUAAAAAUGGUUAAGGAGAGCAUUUCGAUUUUCACAGACAUAAUAAGUUUAUUAAAAAAAAUCACUAUAAUAAAGACUUACUAGAAUUAUCUCAACUAUGUUACAUUGUAAUUAAAAAAUCGAGUAUUAAUAACUUAAAGAAGAUACGCAAAGUUUUGCUGAACUUUCGCCAGGGGGAUCGAAGAGAAAUCGCACGAAAAAGUAGAGAAACAUGUGAAUUUCGGGAAAAUAUUUUAUAAUAUAUUUGCGCGUUUAGAAAUAUUUAUACAGCGUCCGGCGUAUAAUCGCGUAAUGUACAUUGAAAUUACAUUUAAUAUUCUUGGAAUUAUACACAAUUAACACAAUAUAUCGUGUUGCGCAAUAGACUAUUCGACAAGCGUUUAUUUUCUCGGAAUAGUGUACUGGGCGUUUGCAAUCGUCACGGUAAAUUUAUCGCUUGCAAACCACGUGGACUAUGUGCCGUAUUUAUCGAUCUGUUUUUUUUUCUCUUUUUUUUAACUGUUUAACAGUUGGAUCGUCCUUCAUCGACGAUCUUGGCAACUUACAUGUGAAUGGCCUUAAUGAGUUCUCCACAUGCAAAGACUUUCAUUACAAUAUCUAAAGACUAAUUUGUCAAACGGUCGCCACACCGUCACAUCGUUCAGAUGUCGUAAAAAAAUGUUAACAUUAAUCAAUCUAAUUAACACAUAUCCUUUAAUAAAAUUGCGCAGCCUUUAUUUGUAGAACAUCCUAAUGUUCUAC
Solenopsis invicta (red fire ant) is the source of this 1839-nucleotide messenger RNA. RefSeq lists its product as uncharacterized. The transcript has 7 exons. Lineage: Eukaryota; Metazoa; Arthropoda; Insecta; Hymenoptera; Formicidae. Bases 154 to 1056 code for a protein of 300 amino acids. The record is from RefSeq and is a predicted model, not a curated record.